This is a messenger RNA of Pogona vitticeps (central bearded dragon), 2740 nucleotides long. RefSeq names its product cyclin G2 (gene CCNG2). NCBI's taxonomy places the organism in Eukaryota, Metazoa, Chordata, Lepidosauria, Squamata, Agamidae. The record is from RefSeq and is a predicted model, not a curated record.
AAACAAAACAAAGGCGGCGGGUCAUGUGAUUCAAGAGGAGGGGGCGGAGCCGGGGCCGCUGCCACUCUUGCUAAGCCGGACUCCAUUUUGAUGGUCCUCUGAAGCCUCUCGGAGUCGGUCGCCCCGUCCAAGCGUCCGGGGCCGACGAAGAGAGGGGGGAAAAAGAGAGCAAUGGUGCUCCUCUUGCGCUGACUCCCGGCGGGGGAAGGACGGGGGAAGAUCGGGGUUUGGAGGGCGAGGUGGCUUGAAUGCGGGGCCCGUGGGCUCGGGAAGGACGAGGCGCUGCUGCUGCCGUUGUUGUUGUUGUUAUUGGGACCGGCCGCCUCCCAUCGCUCCAGCCCCCGACCUUCCUCCUCCUUCUCCUCCGGCUCUUCCUUUGAUCCGAGCAACAAAAGAUAGCUUUUCCCUCCGCUUCUGAGGAGAGAUGAAGGACACUGGCGUUGAGGAACAGAUGAACAGUUGGCUCUUCAAGCAACUGAAACUCCAUCUGGAGCAGGAAUGGAAAUACCAACCUCGAGAAAAAGGGCUGAGCCUAAUUGAGUGUACUGCUGAGAAUGAAAACACCUUAUGUCCCAGACUGAGGAAUGCAAAAGUGGAAGACCUCUGGAGUCUGACCAACUUCUUUGGGUUUUCCACAGAAACAUUCGUCCUGGCCGUCAACAUUCUGGACAGAUUCCUUGCACUUAUGAAGGUGAAACCCAAGCAUUUGUCCUGCAUUGGAGUUUGCUGUUUUCAGCUGGCUGCCCAGGUGGUCGAAGAGGAAUGCAACAUUCCGUCCCUCCAUGAUGUCAUUCGGAUCAGCCAAUGUAAAUGCACUGCCUCUGACCUGAAGCGGAUGGAGAAAAUAAUCUCAGAAAAGCUGCACUUUGACUUCAAAGCUACUACUGCCUUAACCUUUUUGCACUUGUACCAUACUAUUGUACUCUGUCAUACCUCAGAAAGAAAAGAAUUGUUGAACCUUGACAAACUGGAAGCACAACUUAAAGCUUGCAACUGCCGACUUGUCUUUUCAAAAGCAAAACCAUCCAUCUUGGCUCUGUGCCUUCUCUCUUUGGAAGUGCAGACUCUGAAAUCCAUGGAACUGUUUGAGAUUGUUCUAUAUGUGCAGAAGCAUUCAAAGAUAAGUGACAGCGACUUAAUCUAUUGGAGAGAUCUGGUCUCGAAAUGCUUAGCAGAUUACUCUUCCCCAGCCUGCUGCAAGCCAGACCAUAAAAAGCUAGUUUGGAUUGUUUCAAGACGCACUGCCCAGAAUCUUCAAAACAGCUACUACAGUGUUCCUGAGUUGCCCACAAUCCCUGAGGUUGGAUGCUUUGAUGGAAGUGAGAGUGAAGACUCUUCUGAAGAUAUGAGCUGUGGAGAAGAGAGCCUUAGCAGUUCUCCGAGUGACCUGGAAGGCACUUUCUUCUUUGACCUCAAACCAAAAUCAAAAUGGCAGCCUCUCACCUUCGAUCCGGUGUGCUAGAUUGAGCUUUGGAUGCUUUAUAGUACUUUAGGCAAUAACUAAGCACUCUUUACCCGUGGAGUACUCAAAACAUGUAUUGCGCUUUCCCCUUUCACCCAACAAGUGUAGCAAGCUGGAAUCAAGCAUUAAGGCCUUUACUCAGCAAGAUGUGUUAGCAAGUGUACAUUACCUGCAAGCAGGCUAAAAGAUAGAUGUAAAGCUGGAUAUGGGCGUCAAAUGUUUUUCUGAAACUGAUGGUUGAUUCUUUAUGGUUAAAUAUUUUUGGGAUGAGUUACAUUGCAAAGAAGUAUAUGCUUAUUUCUUUUUAGGGCUGAAGUCUUUAACCAGAACAUGUUGUGCAUUCUAUUAAUGAAAGAACUCUCAUCCCUUUAAACCUCUGUUCAUUUUCAGAAGCUUACCAAAUCAGGCAUAUGCAUAGAUCACGCAGGAAAGGAUCACCCAUUCCUUUAAGUGCACACCAAUUUGGUUAAAAUGUCACAAAGUUCAGAUUCAAAUUGGGAAUGAAGCAAGUUCAGGAAUCUUUAAUAGUAAUUUUUAAAAAUUCAAUUAGAAAUGUAAAGCCUGCACCAUACUCCUUUUAAUUACUAACUCCCAUAGUUAAUUUAUGUAUGUUUUACAUUGUCGUAAGUAAAUCCAUAAUAACAUGUUUGCAUGCUUAAAUGAAAGCUGUUAGCAGAAAGGCAAUUGAUUAUACAAACGUGUUGGUAAAUGUGAAGUGGAUUUUAAUGGUUGUAACGACACUUAAUUGCUUGCCUUUUUUUCCCCUUAAAGCACACACUUUAUGGUUACUUUACUUAGUAUCUUCACAAUAUAUGCAAAAUGAACAAAAGAAGGCAUUUAUUCUCUGAUCUAAUGAUGUGAAAGCAAUACCGUGGUAGAAAUGAAGGGGCAAGGAAAUGUAGGAUUGUGGUGUUGUGUGGCCAUCUUGUCUAGGCCAAGGUGCAGAUGUGGAUGAUGGUGGUAUGUGGUGUGCUGAUUUUUAUAAAGAAAAAAAGUUUACAAAAAUAUGUAAAAAUGUAAAUUAAAACCUGUAUAAAAAUUUAAAAACAAAAUAAGCUGAAAAAAUAUUGUAUUUUUACAGUGUGUAUGUAACUUUCUAUGUUGCAUGUAGAUAUUAAUUUAUUGUAUCCUGUACAUGAUAUAAAUACUGUACAUUGAAGGCUUGCUUUUUUUGGUACCACACGCCUGAGUGUUGAGACAUUUUCUGAAAGCUAUUUUCUCUCAAAGAUAACUCAGAUGAUCUCUGCUUCAGUUCAAUAAAAACAAAUGCAUUUCCUA